AUGAACCUGACCUCCAGCUCGGAUUCUAUCCACUUCCUAACAAACAGUUCUCCUGGUAUGAGAGACCAGCCUGAUACCACCAUCAUAGCUGAGCCUGCCCUCUUAGGUGGCUCUUACCAGGAGCUGGCCAUAUUAUCUGACAGUGUUGGUGGGUGGAAGCAGUAUAAUGUCAGUCAUGUCUCAAGACAAGGAGGAAACUUCACUGAUUCACCAGUUAACAGGACAUUAAUCCUUCCAGCAGAGCAUUUUGAUCCAUUAGGAGGACAUACUAUCUGGCAGGUCAUCAUAAUCGUCUUCCUAACUGGAUCACUUUCUCUUGUCACUGUUGUUGGCAACAUCUUAGUGUUGGUUUCAUUCAAGAUCAAUAAGGCACUGAAGACAGUGAACAACUACUACCUGCUAAGCCUGGCGUUUGCUGACCUGACUAUUGGCACACUGUCAAUGAACCUGUAUACCACCUACAUCAUCAUGGACCAGUGGGCUCUGGGGCCAGUCGUCUGCGACUUGUGGCUGGCAAUAGACUACGUGGCCAGUAACGCCUCAGUCAUGAACCUGCUUGUGAUCAGCUUUGACAGGUAUUUCUCUGUUACCAGACCUUUGACAUAUCGGGCCAAGCGUACAACCAAGCGAGCCAUGACCAUGAUUGGAUUAGCCUGGUCCAUCUCCUUUAUUCUCUGGGCCCCAGCCAUCCUGUUCUGGCAGUACAUUGUGGGUGAGCGGACAGUCCAGCCCACUGAGUGCUACAUCCAGUUCCUGUCCGAGCCCAUCAUUACAUUCUGCACUGCUAUAGCUGCGUUCUACUUGCCAGUAACUAUUAUGGCAUUCCUGUUUUGGAAGAUCUAUCAGACAACGGAGAAGCGUGCUAAAGAUAUUCAAGGUCUCAAGGGAUCUGGUGCAGGUAACAGCCCAAGCCAGGCUCAGAAUCAAAGCAGCGGUAGUGGACGAGCUGGUGGUGAAGGUGCAACUAACAGCCAGAAGGAUUCGUCCCCCAUGCUGCGGCAAAUUAGCUCUCAAAGCUGCAGCAGCUAUGAACUCAAUCAGCUGGCGUCAGAGAAGAACAACAAGGACAACGCCAGCAUACCAGGAGGAACAGGAAGCAGAGGGAGGUGUGGGGCAUUCUGCUUCCGGUGUUGUCCACUCCUGCCAGGCCGCCGUGCAUCCAAGAGGUCCCUCAACACCACAACAACUACUGUGGGUGAAGCCGAGCAGAGCAGCUGUGACAGCAUUAACAACAAUGAAGGUGGUGCCUCUGGGGACCAGUCGGGUUCAGAGGAUGAAGCUGACGGUGCUGACCCAUCAAGGACUCCAACAGGUUGGAUAUAA
This is a messenger RNA of Centropristis striata (black sea bass), 1323 nucleotides long. RefSeq names its product muscarinic acetylcholine receptor M3-like. NCBI's taxonomy places the organism in Eukaryota, Metazoa, Chordata, Actinopteri, Perciformes, Serranidae. The record is from RefSeq and is a predicted model, not a curated record. Gene Ontology annotation, biological process: adenylate cyclase-inhibiting G protein-coupled acetylcholine receptor signaling pathway; chemical synaptic transmission; G protein-coupled receptor signaling pathway, coupled to cyclic nucleotide second messenger. Gene Ontology annotation, cellular component: synapse; plasma membrane; dendrite. The coding region runs from base 1 to 1323 and encodes 440 amino acids. Gene Ontology annotation, molecular function: G protein-coupled acetylcholine receptor activity; G protein-coupled serotonin receptor activity. The transcript has 4 exons.